GCGAUGCCAGGAAAGUAGAGCACAGAGAAAAGGAGGAGGAGAUAGAGAAAAAGGCUGAGAGAAAACAACAGAGAAAUAGGAGGAGGAGGGCGAAAAUCAGAGUGUUACUGGAACAGAGAAAUAGAGACAAAGAAAGGAUAGGAAAUAGAGGUGAACUGUGUGAGGACAGGGCACUGGAUACAUCUGGCAGGCGUGUCUAGGAAAGCAAAAAUAACCUGCCGGUGUGUGAACGAGGCAAUCCGAGCCUGACUGUGGAUGGAGGAGAACGUUAACCUCUUUACCGCAAGUUACUCGACUGACGAGAGGUCUACAGAUAAAAGAGAGCAGGACUGUUUGGAAUUACGAAGAAACACAACUGGCGAAUAAACAAGAAUAUACACAAUAAAGACAUAUUCUUUAUUUUCAGCCAUCCGUCUUCUAAGGAAGGUCCUGGAAAAUGCUAACAAGCCAAAAACUGAAUCACACCUCUACAAACCAAAUAAAGAGACUGCAUUGUACCUGAACUUUUUUGAGUCUAACAGAAUUUGUUUUAGUACAACCACCUUCAUUUUCUGCAAACAGCAGACGUUUUAAAGUGAAAAGAAACAAAUCAGGACAUCAUGGAUUCGUCAGAUGACAGCUACCCACAGAGCAGCGAAGAGCAACGGGCGAGAAACAGAGCCAAUGGAGCUCAAGGAGGAGGUGGACGUCGUAAACGAGAGUUCAUAUCGGAUGAGAAAAAGGAUGACAGCUACUGGGAAAAGCGCAGAAAAAACAAUGAAGCAGCCAAGAGGUCUCGAGAGAAGAGACGUUUUCAUGACCUAGUUCUGGAAGGGAGAGUUGCAGCACUGGAUGAGGAGAACGGGCGACUUCGAAGUGAAUUAUUGCAGCUCAAGUUGCGCUAUGGCCUCAUCUCAGCAGCCUCCUUCCUAGAGUCUGGGCAAGGCAUAGGAACACGUAAAUCUGUGGACUCAGAAAGUAUGCUUUGUGGUAGUGGUGGAAACCGAUCUUAUACCUCAUCCUACUUGGGGAUGAACUCUGAUUCCUCAGAAGCAGACAGUGGAGGGGGUGCAGCAAUGGACGAGUACUCCCCACGAGGUUCAAUCUCUGAUCUCUCAGAUCAGUCCCCCAUAGACAGUCCUGGACCUAGCACUUAUGAAAAAGGGAGGGCAUUCGACAAUGAUCUUGCUCACCUGUGCCCGUCUGAAAACAAUGAAACUAUGAGACUGGCAGCACCGCGUAGUGGAGUUAUAUUGUACAGGGUUGGGGGGCUUACCUUGGACCCUCAAGAAACACAUACCCAAGAUGUCAAACUAGCAUCUCUUUCAGCAUUCAACACUCAAGAAAAUGAGUGCCAUAUACCCCCACUCCGCUCCUCCAUUUUUGUUCACACAGACAAUUCUCAGCCACCUUUCCAGCAUCUGGUGAAGGCAACAGAAACUGAUAUCAGAGGUGUUCUCGUGUCUCCAAAAUCUCCACACUCAGGGUACCAAAGUGAGGACAGUUGCGGCGAGGAGGGGGGUAACAUUUGCUGCCCUUCUGAAUGCCGACCCCAUCAAGAUGCAGCACUUUGUGUCAAAUUGCCACACAAAUUAAGACUGAAGUGUCGGGCUCAUGGACAUGAUGUGUGGGGGCCUGAAAGAGGACACGGGGUUGAGGGACAGAAUUUUUGGGCAGGAAAUGCAUGAUGAUGCAAUAUAAGGACAAAAGACAGUGAGCCAUCUGCUAUCCUAUACCUAUCUGUGCCACACUUGUGGCUGUUGCAUUGGCUGGUUGCUAAAGAUUUAAACCAUCACUGUGACACUAUUGAGUGCCAGGGGUUUUCAUAGGGUGAAUGGGGGGCUAAUGAGAGAUGGAGGGAGAACAGAACGUUAUUGUAAAUAUUUAAUGUUAUUAGUACAAUAAAAUUAUAUAAUAA
This is a messenger RNA of Pelobates fuscus (common spadefoot toad), 1897 nucleotides long. Its product is annotated as nuclear factor interleukin-3-regulated protein-like. Gene Ontology annotation, molecular function: DNA binding; DNA-binding transcription factor activity. The transcript has 2 exons. Gene Ontology annotation, cellular component: nucleus. Bases 600 to 1667 code for a protein of 355 amino acids. The record is from RefSeq and is a predicted model, not a curated record. Gene Ontology annotation, biological process: circadian rhythm; regulation of DNA-templated transcription. Lineage: Eukaryota; Metazoa; Chordata; Amphibia; Anura; Pelobatidae.